Messenger RNA from Rubroshorea leprosula, 1019 nucleotides. The record is from the annotation of a GenBank genome assembly. Lineage: Eukaryota; Viridiplantae; Streptophyta; Magnoliopsida; Malvales; Dipterocarpaceae.
GUUGGGUUGGGUCUUAAGGAAAAACCUUUCAUGUAACUAUUUAAAAGGAUUGGAACGAAAUUGAAACAAAGAAAAAAGAAAAUGGGUGAAAUUGGAAUAAAAUCAAAAUUUAGAUACGGAAAAGUAAUUAGCUCUCCCCAUGUCUUUCUGGCCAUAUCAUCAAUCGAGAGGAAGCUGCAGCAUCAUCAGAUCUGAGAAAGUAUGUCUGGUUCGGCGAUGGUGGGAGAUUCAAGCUCCUGGUCUAGAGCGCUCACCCAGAUUUCACCCUACACUUUCUCCGCCGUCGGCAUCGCCAUCGCAAUCGGCGUCUCAGUCCUUGGCGCCGCAUGGGGGAUUUACAUAACUGGAAGUAGUUUGAUUGGUGCCGCAAUCAAGGCUCCUCGUAUCACUUCCAAGAAUCUAAUCAGUGUCAUCUUCUGUGAAGCUGUUGCUAUAUAUGGUGUUAUUGUCGCAAUCAUUUUACAAACAAAGUUAGAGAGCGUUCCAACAGCACAGAUUUACGCACCAGAGUCUCUUAGAGCAGGAUAUGCAAUCUUUGCCUCUGGGAUUAUUGUUGGCUUUGCAAACCUUGUUUGCGGAUUGUGUGUAGGAAUUAUUGGAAGCAGUUGUGCAUUAUCUGAUGCCCAAAACUCCUCACUAUUUGUGAAGAUUCUUGUGAUUGAGAUCUUUGGAAGUGCACUUGGAUUGUUUGGAGUGAUUGUUGGAAUAAUUAUGUCAGCACAAGCAUCAUGGCCUUCAAAAACAACCUGAGUUGUUCUGAUCAAAUAAUGGCUCUUGAAUGCAAUAUGGUUUAUGUAAUUGAAAUGAACUUUGUUAUCUUCCUUUUUUUCUUUGUUACUUCCCCUCCCUCCAUUGCCUUUUUGGUGUGUGUAUGCGUGUACUGCAUUUGUUCAUUAGGAAAUAAAGUUUUUAGCAGAAUCAGAGUUAGAUGUAUGGUUGAGGGCAUCAUUUUGUAUGUGGUAUUUUGUCUAUCAACCAUUUUGUAUGUGGUAUUUUACUUCCUGAGGUUUGAACCUUGA